Messenger RNA from Eruca vesicaria subsp. sativa (arugula), 4206 nucleotides. The record is from the annotation of a GenBank genome assembly. NCBI's taxonomy places the organism in Eukaryota, Viridiplantae, Streptophyta, Magnoliopsida, Brassicales, Brassicaceae.
AUGGCGUCCGACUCCGCCGGCGACUUCCCAAACGACGGCAACUUAGAAACCCUAAACCUCAAUUCUGCAGAACUCUACUCAUCAGCACUUCCCUCCUCCGUCCCUACCCCCUCCCCGAAACCACCGUUCUCUCCUCUCUCAAUCCCUCAAUCAAAACUCAUUCCCAAAACAAACUUCAUCGUCGACUCCUUCCGCUCCUCCUCCGAUCCCUCCUCCGUCGCUUUCUUCCUCUCACACUUCCACUCCGAUCACUACUCCGGCCUCUCCUCUUCCUGGUCCCGAGGAAUCAUCUUCUCCUCCCACAUAACCGCACGCCUCGUCACACAAAUCCUCCAAGUCUCGCCACAGUUCGUCUUCCCUCUACCUAUGAACCAAAAGGUUAUCAUCGAUGGCUCGGAAGUUGUUCUCAUCGACGCGAAUCACUGCCCUGGAGCUGUACAGUUCCUCUUCAAAACCAACGAUGGUUCCGAAAAGUAUAUUCACACGGGAGAUUUCAGAUUCUGCGAUUCGAUGAGAUCAGAUCCGUUUCUAAAUGGUUUCAUUGGCUGCGACGGUGUUUUUCUUGACACUACUUAUUGCAACCCUAAGUUUAUAUUCCCAACGCAACAAGAGUCUGUUGAUUAUGUGAUAAGUGUGAUAGAUAAGAUUGAUAAAGAAUCUAAGGACGAAACGGAGAGAAAGGUUUUGUUUCUUGUUGCUACUUAUGUCAUUGGUAAAGAGAAGAUUUUAAUUGAGAUUUCUAAGAGAUGUAAGAGGAAGAUCUUUGUGGACGCGAGGAAGAUGUCGAUUUUGAAUGUCUUGGGGUGUGGAGAGAGUGGGAUGUUUACUGAGGAUGAGAAAGAGAGUGAUGUUCAUGUUGUGGGAUGGAAUGUGUUGGGUGAGACAUGGCCGUAUUUUCGCCCCAAUUUCGUGAAGAUGAAUGAGAUUAUGGUUGAGAGAGGGUAUGAUAAGGUUGUAGGUUUUGUGCCUACAGGGUGGACUUAUGAAGUGAAGAGGAAUAAGUUUGCUGUGAAGGUUAAAGAUUCUAUGGAGAUUCAUCUUGUUCCGUAUAGUGAGCAUUCGAAUUAUGAUGAGCUUAGGGAGUAUAUUAAGUUGUUGAAGCCUAAAAGAGUUAUUCCUACUGUUGGUGUUGAUGUUGAGAAGAUGGAUAGCAGGGAGGUUUAUAAAAUGCAGAAGCAUUUUUCGGGACUUGUUGAUGAAAUGGCUAACAAGAAAGAGUUUUUAUUGGGGUUCUAUCGCCAGUCUGACAAGAAGAGUGAGAAGGAUAACAUAGAUGUUGGAGAAGACAGUGGAAGUAACGCUCCAAGAGGUGAUUCUUUGGUGACUGAAAGAUUACUGACAGAACUACGUGAUUCUUUGCCUGCUUGGGUCAACGAAGAGCAGAUGUUAGAUUUCAUUAACAAACAUGCUGGUAACCCUGUAGAUAUAGUAAGUAACUUCUAUGAAUGCGAAGCAGAAUUUUACAAGCAAUCCUCUAUUGCUACGUCUUCCUUGGAGAAUCAAGCUGUUCUGGUUGAUGACGAUGGAACCGACUUGCAGCCAAUUCCUGCUAAGAGCACUUCGUCAGAUUGUCAAGCAAGUCAAAAAGAUUUUGCCUUACCAAGCAAAGUUGGUUUAACAAAGGGUAUUGUUUCUCCCGGGAAAAGGACCAAAAGCACUAGCAAUAAGUCAAACAAGAAGGCCAAGAAAGAUCCAAAGUCGAAACCAGUUGGUCCAGUGCAGUCAACCAUAACUAAGUUCUUUGAUAAGGUAUUGGAUAGUGGAUCUACUUCUGUUAGUGUUGGUUCAGAGACUGAAGAAUACAAUACAGAUGAAAAGAUGGUCCCCAAUGAUGCUAAAGAAGCAUACAAAGAAGUAACAAAUCAGUUUAUUGACAUUGUUCAUGGUUCUGAGUCUUUAAGAGAUUAUGUUGCUUCCAUCAUUGAUGAGGCUAAAGGAGAUAUAAAUAGGGCACUGGACAUCUAUUACAGUAAGUCCAGUGAAAUACCUGGUGAACAUGCAGGUGAGGGCUUUAGCAAAUCAAAUAACUUUCCGCAAUCGUCAGAAGCGUGCUCCUCCAUGGAGAACAAAACGACGUCAGAAAAGUCAGGACAUGCGUUGAAUUUAUGUGAACAGACAUCAGCGAAAGAAAUUGUAGACAAAGAUUAUGUAUCUCUACCUCCUGAAAAAUAUAAGCCUAAAGAACACGCUUGUUGGAGGGAUGGACAGCCUGCUCCAUAUAUUCACCUUGUCCGGACAUUUGCUUCCGUGGAAGGUGAAAAGGGCAAGAUCAAAGCUAUGUCUAUGCUUUGCAACAUGUUUAGAAGCAUGUUGGCUCUCUCUCCAGAAGAUGUGCUGCCCGCUGUUUAUCUUUGCACAAAUAAGAUUGCCCCUGACCAUGAGAAUAUUGAGCUCAACAUUGGUGGAAGUCUGAUCUCUGCUGCAUUGGAAGAAGCAUGCGGAAUAAGUCGGUCUACUAUGAGGGAGAUGUAUAAUAGAUUGGGAGAUCUUGGUAAAGAAAAAUCUAAUGCUCUCACAGUUAACUUAUGGUUAUGUUGUUCCUCUGUGCACCCUGCAAAAACGGGUUUUAUUAUCAAAAUUUUUUUAGGUGACGUUGCUCAGCUGUGCCGACAAACGCAAAAGCUACUAGUUCCUCCACCCCCACUUCUAGUUAGAGAUGUGUUUUCAACUCUACGAAAGAUAAGUGUGCAGUCAGGUACUGGAAGUACUAAGCAAAAGAAAAACCUUAUCGUGAAGCUAAUGCGCUCUUGUAGAGAGAAGGAGAUCAAAUUUCUAGUUAGAACAUUGGCCCGUAAUUUAAGGAUUGGCGCUAUGUUGAGAACCGUUCUACCUGCAUUAGGGCGAGCAAUUGUUAUGAAUUCUUUCUGGAAUUGCCAUAACAAAGAACCAUCAGAAAAUUGUUUCAAAGAGAAACUCGAGGGUGUUUCUGCUGCAGUAGUUGAGGCGUACAAUAUACUUCCUUCUCUGGACGUGGUUGUUCCUUCUCUCAUGCAAAAAGACAUUGAGUUUUCAACAUCAAGUCUCUCAAUGAUCCCAGGGAUACCUAUAAAACCCAUGCUUGCAAAAAUUUCUAACGGGGUUCAAGAUUUUAUCAAGCUUUUCCAAGACAAGGCUUUUACAUGUGAAUACAAGUAUGAUGGCCAGCGCGCCCAGAUCCAUUUGUUACUUGAUGGUACUGUUCGGAUUUUCUCUCGAAAUGGGGAUGAAACUACUUCCAAAUUUCCUGAUCUGGUGGACGUUAUAAAACAGUUUUCUUGCCCUACUGUUGAGACAUUCAUGUUGGACGCAGAGGUUGUUGCAACUGAUAGAAAAAAUGGAAACAAACUCAUGUCAUUCCAAGAGUUAUCAACAAGAGAGAGAGGGAGCAAAGAUGCUUUGGUUACUACAAAAAGUAUUAAGGUUGAAGUCUGCAUCUUUGUAUUUGAUAUUAUGUUCUUCAACGGCGAACAGCUGUUGGCUCUUCCCCUCUAUGAGAGACGAAAACGUCUAAAGGAGGUCUUCCCUGAGACUAGGCCAGGUUUUCUUGAGUAUGCUAAGGAAAUCACUGUGGGAGCAGAAGAAGCGUCACUGAAUAACCAAGACACUUUGUGUAGAAUAAAUGCGUUUCUAGAAGAAGCAUUUCAGUCAUCUUGUGAAGGAAUCAUGGUUAAGUCUUUAGAUGUUGAUGCCGGAUACUGCCCCACAAAGCGUUCUGAUUCAUGGCUCAAGGUGAAGCGAGAUUAUGUAGAUGGAUUAGGUGACACAUUGGAUUUAGUUCCUAUAGGCGCUUGGCAUGGCAACGGGAGAAAAGCGGGCUGGUAUAGUCCAUUCCUCAUGGCCUGCUACAACCCUGAGACUGAGGAAUUCCAGAGUGUCUGCCGUGUCAUGUCCGGGUUUUCUGAUGCCUUUUACAUCGAGAUGAAAGAAUUCUACUCCGAGGAUAAGAUCCUUGCGAAAAAGCCGCCAUACUACAGAACAGGGGAGACACCAGACAUGUGGUUUCCCGCAGAGAUUGUUUGGGAAAUCAGAGGUGCGGAUCUAACCGUCUCACCUGUUCACUGUGCGGCUUUGGGUCUGGUCCAUCCAUCACGAGGCAUCUCUGUUAGGUUUCCGAGAUUUAUCUGUAAAAAGGCGGAUAGGAAUCCGGAGGAAUGCAGCACGGCUGCAGAUAUAGCAGAGAUGUUUCAUGCUCAAACCAGAAAAAUGAACAUCAAUUCUCAACACUAA